UUUAAAACAUAUAUAAUGGCCGAUAUUCAUAGUCAGAUCUUAUAUUCAAGACCGUUUUAAGUUACAGUCUUAACAGUAACGAACCAAUCAGAGGGCUAUAUUAGCGUCAAGACUGUCUUAAGACAGUCUUGAAAUAAAAACCGACUAUUAUUACCGCCCAAUGAAUGCUAAAGAUAGAACGACACAAUAGCGCAUUCUCCGAAGACAUAGUGGAAUUAGAAUUUUUUAACUCCAGAGAUGACAGAUCUCAGUUCGAGAUGAUUGACAUGUAUAAGGAAUUAAAAAUGCUUUUAAAUGAAUCUGUUGAAAACAACGAAGUAUUGAUAUUUGUAUUGACAGCAAAUGGAGAUUUUUUUAGCAGUGGCAAUGACAUAAGCGCCUCAAUAGAAUCUUUUUCGGUUUCUGUUAAUACAAUUAAGGAAUUAAUUGAUACUAUAAUUAUGUAUCCAAAGCUUUUAAUAGCUGUUGUUAAUGGACCAGCAAUAGGAAUAGCAACUACAAUAUUAGGAAUUUUUGAUAUAGUUUACGCUUCAGACAAGGCAUAUUUUCAAACACCAUUCAGCUCUUUGGGUCUUGUUGCUGAAGGAUGUUCUUCGUAUACAUUCCCAAGAUUACUGGGACAUUCCAAAGCUGGAGAUAUGUUGUAUUUAGGGUACAAGAUGAAUGCUCAAGAAGCCAAACAACAUGGUUUGGUUAGUAAAGUGUACAAUCAUGAUUCUCUUGAAGAAGUAUGGAAUUAUUUGAACAAGAUAUCGACACUUUCUUCACAGUCAAUAUUAGCGACUAAGCGAUUAGUGAGUAGAUGGAAUAAAGAAAUUUUAUUAAAAGUUAAUGAGGAAGAAAUAGAAGAGUUGAAAAAACUAUUUGAAUCUCCUGAGCUAAUCCAAAGGAUGUUAAAUUUCUUGUCACGAAAAAAUAAACUUUAAAAUACUUUAUAUUUUUUUAAUAAACAGCAAAAACUAAAUUUAAUAUCUCAAAUAUUCACAAUGUGCAUUAUAU
This is a messenger RNA of Acromyrmex echinatior (Panamanian leafcutter ant), 999 nucleotides long. Its product is annotated as enoyl-CoA delta isomerase 2. NCBI's taxonomy places the organism in Eukaryota, Metazoa, Arthropoda, Insecta, Hymenoptera, Formicidae. The record is from RefSeq and is a predicted model, not a curated record.